AUGAAGUCCUUUACAAAAGCAUCCAAUAACAACAACAACAACAAGAAAACAGCAUCAUCUCGAAGGGUCAAGGUGACGUUAGCAUGUAUUGUGUGCCGAAAGAAAAAGGUCAAGUGCAAUGGUGUUCAGCCGACAUGUGCACGCUGCCAUGCUAUGGGCAUCGAUUGCCAAUAUUCGGAUCCACCUAAAAAGAGAGGUCCUCCCAAAGGCCAUGUCGAGAUCAUCAAUAAUCGUGCACAUCGCAUCAAAUCUCUAUUGGGAAAAGUAUGCAACAAUGAGCAUCAUCACCAUCAUACUCCCGUCAUCAACAAUGACCCUACAUCUUCAUCAUCUUCUUUACAAGAACAACAAGAUCAGCAGCUACAACAACAAGAGCAAUGUAGUAAUCCCAUUCUUAGUAUGGUUUCAAGCACUGUGAAUUCCCAAACCAAAUGGCGGUAUGCUGGCAGCCAAGAAACAUUUACUCAGCCUUGUGCCGCUGAUAACGGUGGUGGGAAGAAUGUGCCCAAUGUCGAUCAGGCGCUACGAUGGACACGAAGCUUUUUCAAGUACUUUAAUGUUUUGUUUCCAAUCCUAUCCAAGCAUCACUUUAUACACGACCUGCUUACUACGAUCGGAGAUCCAGCAGCAACAUCAAACCAAAAAGCAUUACUUUUACGUUACGCCGUUUAUGCACUAGGAAGCCGAUACCUUUGUGAACAUCGUGCAAGUAACGCAUGGUUUGACAAGUGUCAAGAGUUGCUGUGUAUGGAGAUGUCUGAUGACGCCGGGUCAUCGGCGGGCCAUUUUCUGUUGCUGCCCACGGUUCAGGCUAUGGCCAUCAUGUGCUGGGGUGCUUAUCUUUCAGGGAAUCUGACACAAUGCAACACCCUACGUCGCCAUUUGGCUAACCAUUUCUUACCACGCCUGCUGUCAUCUGCUACUACGAGUGAUGGCCAUUCCAUUGUGCAUAACGAAUUGAUGCAUCGUGCCCUCUGUGUCAUUUAUACAAUGGAUCAGUGGUUAGCUAUAUGUACCGGUGAACAAUAUCAUCAUGACUUGUACCAACGAUAUCCCGAACAACCACGUCUCGAAGAUUGCCAGCUAUAUGCAAUCGAUCAACGCCACCAACGUUUUGCAACAGCAGUAGGUGAAUCCGAGUCUUUUGAAUCAGCCUUGCAGAUUUCCAACUUUGGUGAGAUGAUCAAACUUGCACACAUCCUGAGAGAGAUGCAUCAACAAUCAACAUCAACCCCACAACAAUUACAUGGUGCCUUGACUGAAUGGCUUGUUCAUUUACCAUCCUAUUUGGAAUUUGGCAAGGAGACGCCUAUUGCACGUAUCCUUCACAUGUUGUACUAUACGAUGCUCAUCUUGAUGCACCCGCCUAGUCGUAUCAUGGCAGCCAACACGAUGGUUCAUUUGGCUGAGCAAGAACAGGAAUCAGCCUACCUUUACAAUUUGUUCGGUAUCUCGCUCACCAUGGCAACCUCGAUCCAUGUGGAUAGGAUUAAAAAGGAAGGCCUUACUGCACAGAAUAAUCUUGACAAAAGCGUGCGUAUUUUGCGUCGAGCAGCUGAUGCAUUACAAAUCACCCAAGCCAGCUUUGACCGAUUACUUGAAAGUCAUUGUGGUACUUCAGGCCAAGUUUUCCCAUUCGACUUGGUGCAACAAUCAACGCCAUUACAACAUGACAAUGAACGUCAGCAAGUUUUUAUUCGCGAUAGCCAAUGGUUUGAUUUUAACAGUUGGUUGCCUCCUGAGCAGCAGCCACGACAUCCAUCUUCAUCACCUUUAUUAUUACCAUCAUCAUCGAUGAAUCAAAUUCUAUCAUCACCCACUCCAACAACAUCACCAUGGGACUUUAUGCUUUCGUCACCUUCAACAACAGCAUCCACCACCAACAACAACAACAAUAAUAACGGCCUUGCAUCACCUGCUCUAACAUUGGCAACCACGCCCGCUGAAUCAUCCCCAGCCUCGUACUUUUCCAUAUCUUCACCUGAGCUCUUGACAUCACUAUCAUCCAACAAGGACAACAACACAUUUCUUCCCAUGGAUAGUAAUGAUUUCAUACCAACCACUACUACCACAACCAAUUUUCUCUAA
Molecule: messenger RNA, 2088 nt
Organism: Lichtheimia ornata
Lineage: Eukaryota; Fungi; Mucoromycota; Mucoromycetes; Mucorales; Lichtheimiaceae
Exons: 4
Coding region: 1-2088 (695 amino acids)
Biological process (GO): DNA-templated transcription; regulation of DNA-templated transcription
Cellular component (GO): nucleus
Molecular function (GO): DNA binding; DNA-binding transcription factor activity, RNA polymerase II-specific; zinc ion binding
Source: RefSeq, a predicted model, not a curated record